CUAAACUCUUCACGAUUUCCCGCGCGCGCACACCAAUGCCAGGCGCUAGAGCGACGUCAAUAUGGGACCUGGCAGGAAACAGGGUGGAGGCUGUUGGACGUGCCGUCUUCGUCGCAAGCGCUGUGACUCAGUUCGCCCCGUUUGUGGAAGUUGUCAGAAUCUUGAGAUCACUUGCCAUUCGGGUGAGGUGAAACCUCCCUGGAUGGACGGAGCUGCCGGGCAAACGCACAUGUCCAAGACGAUCAAGGAGAGAAUCAAGCAGAACGCCUUUCUCCGGAGAGAGAGACGUCUCCUUACCCACGAGGACCAAGGCAUGGUCAUGGCCACUGAAAGAGACUUUGUGUCUCACACUUCGGAUUUACGUGCUCCUGAUAGCACGAGCGCCCCGGUCCUAGAAUGUGUCCCACCCCUAAAUUCAACCCCGUUGACUCUCUCGACUAGCUCGGUAGGACGGACAAAUUUCCAGUUAUCUACUGGUCGCUCUGAUGACUCUCAAGCCCCAUCUACGACCGCCUCUUUGAGAUCCAGCCCGGUCACCCUGCCGACCGGCACCUCACCAGGCUCCUCUUGGUCAACUGGGUUGGCUAUUCCCGUCCAGGUGCAACUCGGAUCCGUUAUGAUCUACCUGGAUUACGUCUUCCCAUUUCUUUUCCCCUUCUAUCGACCAUCGUUGAGUGAGACGGGCCGACAGUGGUUACUCGGUCUUUUAUGUCAGAGCGAAGUCUCUUUCCACGUAGCUGCCAGCCUUAGCGCCUACUUCUUCUCACUUGUCCCCCAAAAUGAUGAGCAAGAGACGCACGAUGACUGUAAGGCUUUGGUUUGGGAUCGGCUAGUCGAACAAAUGGAUAUGGCCGUUACAUCAAUCCAGAAUGAUGUUUCUAUCAUUAGCCGUCAAGGUCCACAGUGCCCACUAUUGGAUAGAACCCGCAUUAUGGAAGCAAUCGCACAACUUCUUAUCGUGGAAGUCACUGUCCGGAGGAACGUGGACUGGACAAUCCAUUUGACUCCGGCCUUGGCCCUCUUUGACGAAAUAUUCAAGAGCCACGGUAUCGAUCAUAUGGAGCCCAGUCUUGCUGUUCUUUUGAGUGCAUUACCCUUGCCAUUUCCGAUGGUAACGCCACACCAGAAGCCGCUUCCAUAUACGGCAGAUCAAUCGGCUUUGGUGUUUUUCGUGUCACUCCUACUUUUCGUUGAUGUUGUUGCAAGCACUUCCCUUGGAAACCCACCUGCCUUGCAAGGUUAUCACCAUAGCCUUUUAUCCGUUUCUAGCGAACGAAAAUGCCCUAUACGGUUGGAAGCUGUCGUAGGUUGCCAAAACUGGGUACUCGUGGCCAUUGGGAACAUUUCAGCUCUUUCUGCAUGGAAGCGUGACGCCAAAAUUAGCGGAAACUUUUCGGUUGUCAACCUUGUUAACCUCGCAGGACCUAUCUCGCAAGCUCUCGAGGAGGGCCUCAUGAGAUUGGAUAUUAGCCCACCCCGUUCCCAGGCAAACAAGACGGGCGCUAGCCGGCUGGAGGGCUACUAUAGUCGGCAUGACAGGGCCAUUGAUCACACCUCUAUCGCAAACGUCACUCGCGUUUGGGCUUACGCAGCAAAGAUUUACCUCUCUGUCAGCCUCUCGGGAUGGCAAAAUAAUUCUACUGAUAUCCAAGCCAACGUCGCCAAGGUCCUGAGCCAAAUGCAGACCAUCGACUCUCCUGCACAAUUACGGAGUCUUUCUUGGCCAACUUGUGUGGCAGGGUGUCUGGCAUUACCAAGUCAAGAACAUCACUUCCGUCGUAUUGUCGCAAACAUGGGUGAGUUGGGCGAAUUUGGCACGGUCCUCAACGCUCUACGUAUCAUGGAAGCGGUUUGGAAUUCCAGGGACACAAUUGAAGGGGAUGUAUGGGAUAUCGCUUCAUCCUUGAACAUUCUUGGCUCAUCUGCACUCCUUAUAUAAAGCUUAGAGACACAUGUACUGAGUUAAUCAAGUAAUUUACCCUAA
Truncatella angustata is the source of this 1984-nucleotide messenger RNA. Its product is annotated as fungal-specific transcription factor domain-containing protein. The transcript has a single exon. Lineage: Eukaryota; Fungi; Ascomycota; Sordariomycetes; Amphisphaeriales; Sporocadaceae. Gene Ontology annotation, molecular function: zinc ion binding; DNA-binding transcription factor activity, RNA polymerase II-specific; transcription cis-regulatory region binding. The record is from RefSeq and is a predicted model, not a curated record. Gene Ontology annotation, cellular component: nucleus. Gene Ontology annotation, biological process: positive regulation of transcription by RNA polymerase II. The coding region runs from base 62 to 1939 and encodes 625 amino acids.